Molecule: messenger RNA, 819 nt
Organism: Diaporthe amygdali
Lineage: Eukaryota; Fungi; Ascomycota; Sordariomycetes; Diaporthales; Diaporthaceae
Product: chip protein
Exons: 2
Coding region: 1-819 (272 amino acids)
Biological process (GO): positive regulation of proteolysis; protein polyubiquitination; proteasome-mediated ubiquitin-dependent protein catabolic process
Cellular component (GO): cytoplasm
Molecular function (GO): protein-folding chaperone binding; ubiquitin protein ligase activity
Source: RefSeq, a predicted model, not a curated record
AUGGCAGUACAAGAAGCUGCUGCCCUUAAGGAACAGGGCAACAAGCGCUUCGCGAGAGGUGAUUAUGGGGGCGCAGAGGGUUUGUACUCGCAGGCGAUCAUCGCCGACCCAAAAGACCCCAAGAUCUACACCAACCGAGCCCUAGCGCGCAUAAGGCUGCAGCGCUGGGAGGACGCCAUCUUGGACUGCCAGACAUGCCUCGCCCUCUCCUCGGACAACAUGAAGGCCCACUUCCUGAUCGCCCAAGCCCAGAUCGAGCUCAAGUACUUCGACGACGCCCUCGACAACGUUAAAAGAGCCCACGAACUCGCAGUCAAAACCGGCGACAAGUCCCUCGGCGCCAUAACACAGCUGGUCCUGCGGUGCAAGAAGGAGCGGUGGGACGACAAGGAGCGAAGGCGCCUGCGCGAGUCCUCGGCAUUGGAGCGCGAAGUCCUCGAGCUGCUCGACAAGGAGCGCACCCAGGCCCUGGCCGAGUGCUCGGACGAGUUCGAGCUGAAGGAUGUCACGGCCGACUGGGACGCAAAGAUUGCCGCCAUGAAGGGAACCUUCCAGCUGGCAAGGGGCGAGCAGGGCAAGCGGAGAGAGGUGCCCGACUGGGCAGUCGACGACAUCACGUUCGGCAUCCUGGUCGACCCUGUAAUCACAAAGACAGGCAAGAGCUACGAGAGGGCAAGCAUCCUCGAGCACCUCAAGCGUUCCAAGACGGAUCCCGUCACAAGGGAGCAUUUGGAUGUCUCUGACUUGCGGCCCAAUCUUGACCUGAGGGAUGCCUGCGAGGACUUUUUAGAAAACAACGGCUGGGCCGUCGACUGGUAG